GUGUUGCUAGCAGCCUGCUUUUCUUGCUUUGGAGUCUUUUCCAGGAGAGGCAGGAUCCAGAGGCCAUACAUGGGAACAGCCCCCUGACCUUCCAGCAAAGUUAUGAUAAGCGGGCCCCAUGUCGCCCGGGUGAUUCCGACAGAAAUGAGUUAAGCAAUGUUCUCCCUGGGGCCCACAGCCCAGCUCCGGGUGUGAGCAGACACUGGCCUCCGCAACCACAGCCAUGGCCAACAGGACCAACGCCUCUGUCCCGUACACCAGCUAUGAAUACUACCUGGAUUAUUUAGACCUCAUCCCUGUGGACGAGAAGAAGCUGAAAGCCCACAAGCAUUCCAUCGUCAUUGCCUUUUGGGUGAGCCUGGUAACUUUCGUGGUGCUUCUCUUCCUCAUCCUGCUCUACAUGUCCUGGUCAGGCUCCCCGCAGAUGAGACACAGCACCCAGCCCCACCAAUGCCCACGGAACCUCAGGCUCCCCCCCUGCCUCCGGAGGACCUCCCGGCAGACAACGGAGGGGCCAGGCAGUAGGACUGGCUCUGACCAAUGGUUAGAGCAGGAGAGUCCCUCGGCCUCACCCCCUGCACCUCUGGCUCUCCCCUGGGACCAGGCUUGGGAUGGGGGUUCCCAAGGCACCAGCUGACCUCCAGAACCAGCAAGGUGCAGUGGUGAACCUGGAGACAGAGCUUCUCAACUGUGGAAUCCAGAACCGAUGAACUGAAACACUCAAACUAACAUGGACAGCCAUUUACAAUGUAGCAAGAAACUGGCCAGGUUGAAACCAAGUCUGGGAGGAGGACUGAUAGUCUGGCUAGGAUGGAGAAGCUGCCGCAGACAUAGCUGAUUCUGCUGAACAUGCUCAAUCUGCUUACUGCUUACAUUUGCUGUGGGAUUCAUGGGGAAUAAAACAGGAA
Molecule: messenger RNA, 908 nt
Organism: Phodopus roborovskii (desert hamster)
Lineage: Eukaryota; Metazoa; Chordata; Mammalia; Rodentia; Cricetidae
Gene: Mrap
Product: melanocortin 2 receptor accessory protein
Exons: 3
Coding region: 224-637 (137 amino acids)
Biological process (GO): protein localization to plasma membrane; regulation of adenylate cyclase-activating G protein-coupled receptor signaling pathway
Cellular component (GO): endoplasmic reticulum; plasma membrane
Molecular function (GO): signaling receptor regulator activity; type 1 melanocortin receptor binding; corticotropin hormone receptor binding
Source: RefSeq, a predicted model, not a curated record